CUUAUCCUCACUAGCAGCAACAACUACAACCAGCAGUCCGUACCAAAUUCAAAAAUGACAAGAAUUUUAUUUUUUCUAGUGGUAUCGCUAUACGCGUCCGCAUUUGGAGACGGAAGACCGAACCCUGCAGGAUGUAUUGCUUCCUCAUGUGAUAACAUAGAAAAAAUAAACACCUUGUUUUGCCACGAGCAGCCAGAACUCUUCUGUCAGUGCGUCCCGGUAGACGAAUUUGUGUGGACCGAAAUGAUACGACCGUGUGCACUUUCAACGGUAUUCAGCUUCCCCCAUCAGAAGUGUGUCUACGACUUUAUGAGAAACCCGGACGAGUGUUAUCCGUAUGAAGCGAGUGGAAGUGGAGAUGAAAUUUUCCCACUGGAGGAAUGGGUUAUGGGGAAAGAGGUCGAAAUGGAGGAAGAAAUGGAUAUGUCGAUGCUUGUGGAAGACGACAAAAUGGAGUUCUUGUUUCCGAAAUGAGCGAGGUUGACAAAAUAAAGUUCUUGCAAAUUAUUGAAAAAAUUGA
Molecule: messenger RNA, 520 nt
Organism: Wyeomyia smithii (pitcher-plant mosquito)
Lineage: Eukaryota; Metazoa; Arthropoda; Insecta; Diptera; Culicidae
Exons: 2
Coding region: 55-474 (139 amino acids)
Source: RefSeq, a predicted model, not a curated record